GCUAUCACCUUUUCAGUGCUUCGCAGUUCAUCCUCUACUCCUCUAGGGUUAAUAAAUUCCAAAUCGAAGCGAACAGGAAUACUACAGGAUAAGCUUCCCAUCCUGCCGAAUUCCAGCUCAUGAGUUCGGUUUCAUCCCGACCGAAACUGCAAGACCCUCUUCUCUUCCCCUGCGGUCCGCGGACAGUCCAACCCGAAUCAGGCAGAGGCAACGAGGCAUUAGCGCCCACCUCUCCAUCUCUCUCUCUCUCUCUCUCUCUCUCUCUCUCUCUCUCUCUCCCUCCCUCCCUCCUCGAGCGGCUCGCGGGGGCGAUCGGCGAUGGGGGGAUGCUGCUGCUGCUUCCUCGCUCACAAGCCGCCGCGGGAGAACCCGAUGCACUCGUCCCGGGAGCCGCUCAUCUGGAGCGGAUCGGGCGCUGCCGGCCACCACCACCACCCGGCUCAGAUGGUCACCUACAGCGAGGGGUUGGGUGCUGCGGAGAGAUUGAGGGCUGGGUUCAGGACGUUUAAGAGGACUAUUUAUGAUAAGAACCCCAUGCUGUUCGGGCCGCUCAAGUCUGCUCAGUCCCCAAAGUACAUGGUGUUUGCGUGCUCUGACUCUCGUGUAUGCCCAUCAGUGAUCCUCGACCUGAAACCAGGAGAUGCCUUUACUGUCCGUAACAUUGCCGGCCUUGUUCCGGCCUACCAUCAGAAUAUGCACUCCAGCGUUGCUUCAGCCAUUGAGUUUGCUGUGACCAUCCUCAAGGUUAAGUGCAUUGUGGUUAUUGGUCACAGCUGCUGUGGUGGAAUCAGGGAACUCCUCUCUCUGAAGGAAGAUAGACCUCAAACCUACCACUUCAUUGACAAUUGGGUCAAGAUCGGUCUGGCUAUCAAGAAAAAGGUGGAGCGAGAACAUGCCUUAUUGUCUUUUGAUGACCAAUGCACCAUGUUGGAAAUUGAGGCCGUCAAUUUGUCCCUUAGAAACCUGACGACCUACCCAUUCGUCAAGGACAAAUUGGGCAAGGGAACGCUCAAGCUGAUUGGUGCUCGCUACGACUUUGUCCAUGGCAGCUUCCAGACGUGGCAUGCCUGACAGCUGAGGUUAUGAAAAUGGCGCCAAUGUGUGUUGUAUAUAAAGAGUUAUCGACGUGGCAUUGCUCAGUUUGCAUGCAAAGGUGUUCUUUGUUUCAAGUUGAACAGCAAGUACAAGGGGGUGCGAUUCUAAUGUGCUGUGUGCACUCCAUACUUUGUAUUACGGGUGUAGAAAAAUAUUUCUACUCACGCUGGAGAUGAAAACUUGGCCCCGGUGUGCAGUUUUUAAUGGAUUCGGAACGUGUCUGAUUAAAGCUUGAUCUAUUUUUAGGGAAACUUUCAGGCCAGUCCCUGUUAUUCUGGAGAA
Molecule: messenger RNA, 1377 nt
Organism: Setaria italica (foxtail millet)
Lineage: Eukaryota; Viridiplantae; Streptophyta; Magnoliopsida; Poales; Poaceae
Product: carbonic anhydrase, chloroplastic
Exons: 8
Coding region: 319-1071 (250 amino acids)
Biological process (GO): carbon utilization
Molecular function (GO): zinc ion binding; carbonate dehydratase activity
Source: RefSeq, a predicted model, not a curated record